This is a messenger RNA of Funneliformis mosseae, 135 nucleotides long. The record is from the annotation of a GenBank genome assembly. Lineage: Eukaryota; Fungi; Glomeromycota; Glomeromycetes; Glomerales; Glomeraceae.
AUGGAAGUUAAAGAAUUAGGUUAUGGAGAAUGUAAAUUCUUAAAAGAUGGAAGACCUAAUCAAAGUGCUGAUAAAAGUGUUUUAAAAAGUGCUGUAAAUACUAUUGCUAUAAAAAGUGUUGGAAAAAAUGAUUAG